GCCGAUUGUCCCGUUGGCAAAGGGCAGAAAAUCGACAUAAUUCUCACUGAUUAUUGUAUGCCUGAAAUGACUGGCUAUGACCUCCUUAAGGCAGUAAAGGAGAAUGACUGCCCGAGAUCGAUUCCAGUUGUGAUCAUGUCAUCGGAAAAUGACCCACAAAGAAUCAAGAGAUGUCUAGCGGUUGGUGCCGAGGACUUCUUCUUGAAGCCUUUAAAAGCUCAGGAUGCGCAAAAGUUGAAACAGUAUGCAACAUUGACAGGACCAACACCGAAAGCGGGCACGAAGAGGAAGCUACUGGUCGACAUGAUAACUGAUACAAAAGACUCAGCGAGACGGCCUCGUCUUGCAGGAGUUGCAGUGGGAUGAUGACAAUUACUGCAUGUUUUUUUAUGGCAUCUACCUUGAUUUAGGAUAUGGAGGAAGAAGCUCAGUGUCUUUUUAAUUAAAUGCUAUAUAUAUAUAUAUAUAUAUUUGGUGCUAUAGC
Molecule: messenger RNA, 484 nt
Organism: Dioscorea cayenensis subsp. rotundata (Guinea yam)
Lineage: Eukaryota; Viridiplantae; Streptophyta; Magnoliopsida; Dioscoreales; Dioscoreaceae
Product: two-component response regulator ORR2-like
Exons: 4
Coding region: 58-366 (102 amino acids)
Biological process (GO): phosphorelay signal transduction system; cytokinin-activated signaling pathway
Source: RefSeq, a predicted model, not a curated record